Messenger RNA from Lolium rigidum, 1395 nucleotides. RefSeq lists its product as uncharacterized. The record is from RefSeq and is a predicted model, not a curated record. The transcript has 3 exons. NCBI's taxonomy places the organism in Eukaryota, Viridiplantae, Streptophyta, Magnoliopsida, Poales, Poaceae. Bases 1 to 1395 code for a protein of 464 amino acids.
AUGCUCCGUCGCCUGUCCGGUGCCCUCGCCGGCGGCCUCCGCCGCUCCCUCUCCACGGCCGCGUCGCGCCCGCGCCCGCCGUGGGCCCUCGUCCAGCUCACGUCGGUGGACGACUCAGGGGCGCCGGCGCCGGGCGCGUCCUUCCACCUCGACGAGCCCCCGUUCGUCACCAACCUCACCGUCCCCGCCCACUUCGUCCACCCUCGCCCCCUCCCCGACCCCAAGACCGGCAAGUACGGCUUCGUCUCCGGCCAAGUCGGCGCCAUAAGCAGCGACGGCUUCCUCCUGGUGCGCUUCUGGGAGGCCCGCUACGACAUCCCCGCCAUCGCCGGCGACGACGACGAAGAAUCCUCCCUAGCUUCCGCGCUGCUCGGCCUGUCCUUGGCCGAUAUGGACAUUAAUCCCGAAGGCUCGCGCUUCGUCUGCAACCCGCUCAGCGGCGAGCUGUACCGCCUCCCGGACCUCGACGGCACCAAGAGGACGACCAUGUACCACCACCUCGGCCUCCUCACCCAAGCGGAAGGCGGGCAAGGACCGCCUGCUAGGUACGCGGUGGCUGAGAUGUUCACUCUCGGAGACGGGAGCCAGGACGAGCGGGGAUUCGUCAUGCGCCGGUUUCUGUCCGAGACAGGGAAGUGGGAAAAGUUGGUGGGCUUGCCAUCCCCUUUGCCAGCAUCUGGGCGGCGGCGGAUGGCCAUCGGCAACGCCGUGGUUGCUUUCGGCGACCGGCUGUGGUGGCUCGACGAGAGCUGGGGCGCCGUCUCCGUGGAUCCUCUCAGCGACCGCCCGGAGCUCUGCUUCACCGAGCUGCCCAGAGGAAGCGUGCUGCCUGACCUGGAGGGCAUGGUGUUAACGAGGGAACUUGGCAGAUACCGGCGCAUGGGGGUCAGCGAGGGGAAGAUGCGAUACGUCGAGGUGUCCAAGGAGAAGCCUUUUGUGAUCAGUUCCUUCUCGCUCGACGACGGGGGCAGCUCCUGGACGCUCGACCAUGAGGUAGCAUUUCUUCACAUUUGGAUGGACGAGUGCAACCUGUUUGCACCCUUGAAGGAGAUGCCGGCGAUUGGGGCCAUUGACCCACUCAACUCCAAUGUGGUCUACCUCGUCUGCGGCGACCAGCUUCUUGGCGUGAACAUGGUUAACAAGAAGGUUACCGGCAGUUCUCGACUGGAUGUACCUGAAUUCCCCCUCCUACCGUGUGUGCUCCCAAAUUGGCUGGAAACAAGCCAAAUUCCUUAUGCAGGCCCCUCUUUUGUUGCCUGGUGCGAUACACAGGCUCGGCUGCAGGAGCAUCAUUCGCAGAAGAUCCUGGCCCUGGCUCCCCCUGCUGCUGCUGCGCCUGUGCAGAGGAUCGUGGUGGAGAAGCGCGCCCCUCCUGGCGACAUGAUGGCCCAAUGA